Molecule: messenger RNA, 1221 nt
Organism: Tremella mesenterica DSM 1558
Lineage: Eukaryota; Fungi; Basidiomycota; Tremellomycetes; Tremellales; Tremellaceae
Exons: 2
Biological process (GO): establishment or maintenance of actin cytoskeleton polarity
Cellular component (GO): cell tip; microtubule cytoskeleton
Molecular function (GO): protein binding
Source: RefSeq, a predicted model, not a curated record
AUGACAACGGAUCAAAUGCAAUUCUAUCAGAGACAACAACAACAAUCACUCUACUAUCAAAGACAUACACAAGAACAUGGGACGGCAGAACCGGGUCCUUCGAAGAAUAGAUUCCAAUCCUCUGCUAGGGUGAUAGGAGAGGAUGAUGAUAUGUUGGAUGAUGAUGCUAGUAGUACGGAUAGUACGGCCAGUAUUCCAGAUGAGAAUAUAGAUUUUUCUCUCACUUAUGCUCUACGCACUUUCCUUGCAACUGUCGAAGGUCAAGCCUCCGUCGUCAAAGGCGAUUCCCUUCUCCUACUCGACGAUGUCAACUCGUAUUGGUGGCUCGUACGUGUACUCAAAACUGAAGAUGUCGGAUACAUCCCAGCGGAAAACAUCGAGACCCCUUUCGAACGUCUUGCGAGACUCAACAAACAUCGUAAUGUCGACCUAGCCGCUCCGACUCAACAAGAAAAGCAAGCGACUAGGGUGGAAGGUUUAGAACGACUCAAAGGAGCCAUCGCGGACAAAGCCAAAGGUGUUAGACAAGAGAAAUCUGGCGAAUCACCAGAGGUCGAGUCAGGAUCUAGAAGAGUGGUGUUUGCUCCGCCUACCUAUGUCGAUCAUCCCGGUGUGACCUGGAGUACCGAUGGUGAAGAUGACGAUAGUGAAGGUGAAGAUGAAGAUGAUCUUGAGGAUGUCGAAAGAAGUCAGGACGAUAUACAUCCUGAAGGAGAUGAAAUGCAAAGUGAACGUGAACGUGAAGUCGAUGCGGUGGAAGAAUCACUUAGAAGAAGAAGGGAAAUGGAUAUGGAACCGGACGAUGGGGUUGAAUGGGCCGAUGGAGCAGGUGAAGCUGAACAGAGAAGGAUCUUGGAUCAAAAACGUCAACAGCAAGAUCAAACUUCACCCAAUAAAAACGUGGCUCGCUCUCCAGCCUCGUCGACAAACUCAGUCACUCCAAAAUCCAACAACCCCUUCGGUCCUCGUCAGACCCCAGGUGGCAUCGCAGAAACUUCAUUUCCUUCUUCCUCGUCUCUCACUUCGUCGGCGAAUGGAAGUCCUAUACUUGAUCCAGCUCAAGCUGGUGAAACUCGUCGACUCACCGUCACGCCUCAAGUCGCACAAGCGUCACCAGGAGGACCCUUGCUGCCCAGCGCGGCAGUACAAGUCAAUAACAAUGUUCGUAAUGUCAGUGGACAAUCAAUGGGUUCUGUCAUGUCUAUCGUCUCGGUCGGAUCG